Messenger RNA from Megalops cyprinoides (Indo-Pacific tarpon), 3171 nucleotides. It is a transcript of the gene wdr43, whose product is annotated as WD repeat domain 43. Gene Ontology annotation, cellular component: nucleolus. Lineage: Eukaryota; Metazoa; Chordata; Actinopteri; Elopiformes; Megalopidae. Gene Ontology annotation, biological process: maturation of SSU-rRNA from tricistronic rRNA transcript (SSU-rRNA, 5.8S rRNA, LSU-rRNA). The transcript has 18 exons. The record is from RefSeq and is a predicted model, not a curated record. Gene Ontology annotation, molecular function: protein binding. The coding region runs from base 16 to 2001 and encodes 661 amino acids.
UGCAGAGCUACAGAAAUGGCGGCUGACGGAGGUACCUCUUCGCUGGUAUUACCCUGCGCUUUCUCCCCGAAAUCACGCCAGUACCUGGCCGUGUGUGCGCAGGACGGCAGGCUGCGUAUCUGGGACACAGAUAGCAAAGCGUUGCACCAGGAAUACGUACCUUCAGCCCAUCUGAGUGCCACAUGUACCUGUAUAGCUUGGGGACCAUGCCGGACGGCCAAGGAGGGACCUCAGAGGAAGAAGAGGAAAUCUGAGGCAGGGCAGGCGGUGGAGCGGGCAGACCUGCUGGCUCUCGGCACGGCGGCCGGCACUGUCAUCAUCUACAGUACAGUGAAAGGGGCGCUGCAUAGCACCCUGGACGGGGGUCACAGUGGGGGAGUGAACAGUGUGAGGUGGCAUCCAGUGGAGGCGCUUUUGUACAGUGGCUCUGAAGAUACGCACAUUGCUGAGUGGGACCUGCAGACUGGGAAGACUCGCUGUAAGUGGAAGGCGGACCGUGGGCCGGUGACCAGCCUCUGUGUGAGUCCAGAUGGCCGGUUGCUCCUCUCUGCUGGGCAAACCAUAAAAAUGUGGGACCUUGAGACCAAGGAGGUGUACCGAAGGUUCACAGGUCACUCCACGGCAGUGACAACUCUGUGCUUUGCCACGACGCGUCCCCCUGACAGCGAUGGCCUCUAUUUCCUGUCAGGGGCAGCCCACGACAGGCUCCUCAGUGUUUGGCAAGUACGGUCUGAUGGGAAAGACAAGAAUGCGGUGGUCUCUUUCACUCUGACAGAUGCGCCACAGCACAUUGAUCUCAUCUCGUCUGACAGCAAGGAGGAGGCGGUGAGGCUGGCGGUUGUUUGCAAGGAUGGACAGCUGCAUCUCUUUGAGCACUUUCUGAACGGGCCCUGCAAGAAGCCCCUGUCUCCUUCCUGCUCGGUGCUGGUUUCAGGGGUGGGGGGUCAGGGGGGCAACGGGGACACCCCGGUCCCUGUACCCCUGCUGGCAGCAGCCCUUGGAACAGACAAGCAGGGGCUGCUGCUGGCCUACGGCAACCACCUGCAGCCUGUCAUUGAGAAAGCGGCGGUGAACACAGCAGAGAGACAUGUCUGCUUGGUUCGCGACAUCCAAGCCACUCUCACCCUGUCCAUGGACACAGCAGUCUCCAAGGUGAAAACCCCAGUUGUCAAUGCGAAUGUCAAAGUGCUCGCUCCUGGACUUCCUGGUCACCAAGCACCAGUCAAAGCAGGUCGUGUGGAAUCACAGAAAAGAAAAACGGGCUCCAACACUGAGAUGUCCAUUGAGGAGCGACUGGGAGAAAUCGAUCUCUCUCCUGUUUCUGGUGGAAAGGGGGGUCAGAAGGGGGCUCCCUCCUUACAGACAGACAGCUAUGCAGUUUUGCUGGUGCAAGGGCUGGAAAGCAAGGACAGCCAGAUCCUUAACAAAGUUUUCCAAACUCGGAAGGAAAUGUUGAUUAAAAAGACAGUGGCCCGGUUACCCAUCCCUGCAGUCUUACCAUUGGUGGAGGAGCUCACCAAAAGAAUUCAAGGCCAUCCAUACUCGGCGGCGCUGAUGGUCCGCUGGCUUAAGGCCGUCCUGUUGCAGCACACUUCCUACUUAUCAACGUUGCCAGACUUGGUUUCCCAGCUGGGAGUGCUGUACCACAUGAUCGAGGGCAGAGUCAAGAUGUUACAAAAGCUAACCAGACUCCACGGCAAGCUGUACCUGCUAAUGACACAGGUGGCAGCAGGUGAAAGUGUCCAUACUGUCACAGAUGUGGACCACACUGCUAAGCUUGUCUAUGAGGAGGAGUCCUCGGAUGAAGAGGAGGGUUCGGGCGAUGAGGGGCUUCCUGAGGAGGACUCUGAUAACUGGGAGGAGGAGGAAGGUAUGGAGGAUGAGCCAUCAAACAGAGAACAUAAAGCAGAGGAAGAAGAGAAGGAUGAAGAGAUGAACGAUGAAUCAAAAGUUAAUGGGGAUUCAGACUUGGAUCCUGAGAAUGAGAGCGAAGAAGAAUGAGAAACAACAAAAUAAUUAAAAGGACCCAAAAGAAAGGAAAAGAUUUAUAUAUGAUUUCGUUUUAUUUCCAAGUUUUGAUUUUAUUUUAAUAGAACAAACAGUUUUAUACAAAAUUUAAAGAAAGCAGCAUCCUGUCUGGGCAGUGCUACCUUACAGGAGCUGUAACCCACAACUGCCACCAGGGCGGCUACACUGAACUCCAAACUAGGCUGAGAACUGACACUGGGCAACAGUGUCUGAACUGUGAGGGUGGGAGGUGGAGGAAUAUGGACUGUUUCCCCUCCCGCGCCCCACUGCCUCCCCUCUUCGACCAGUCUCAGCUGUGGUGGUAUUGUGUGCCCCUCUUCUAUAAUCUAUAUGUGAAAUGGCGAGACUCGUCCCUCUCGCCGGACCUGGUGGUAAAUUAGGUUCACGCAGUGUAAAUCUGUCUGUACAGUGCAGUGUUUGUAUGGACCCGGGCUCCCUACAUACCGUGGGAUUAAACCAAUUCUGUAACCUGUCUCCCUGUGAAAUAUCUUUUAGUCUCUGCUCCCCCCUCAUCCUAUUUUCUAUGCCUUCAAACCCCUUCCAGGUGCCAUGGGUAAUGUGGAGCAUAGGAACAUAACCUUUUCCUUCCUUAUAUCUACAAGGGCAAUUUAGAUGAAGAAUUUCAAUGUGAAUUUUGCUCUGCUAGGUGAAUAAAUAAUCAUUAAAAUGGUUUCAUGUGUUGUACACACGAAUGUGGGGGUUCAAAAGAAGUAUUCAUGAACUGCAUUUAGCUCGUGUUAAGUCUUCAAUUUUGCAUUUCAAAAUCAAGGCAGUAGCAUCAAAUGUAGGUGGGGUAAAACUGAAAUUCCUUGUUCCAUAUGCAAAGCAUGAGUGUAUUUGCUUUUAAAAAAAAUCAUCCAAAAGUGUUCCGUUAUGUUUGUAAAGCUUUUAAUGCAUAAAGUUAUCCUCCUGAGACCAACAGUGGUGACAGAUUUCAUGAAGUUUUCAGCAUACCCUCACUCCUAGCAAAGUAUUAUUUUAUGGACAUGGCCUAACAAAUGAACAUUCGUUUUUCUAAUACUUUGGCAAUUCAUGGUUAACCAUUCAUCUUAAAGGAACUCCACAAUCAGACAUCAAUUUGUAUGAGGUGCACUUCACAUACAACGCAAGAACAGGUAUAUUAAAAUUACAUUAUGGAAAAAA